Loxodonta africana (African savanna elephant) is the source of this 2076-nucleotide messenger RNA. RefSeq names its product synaptosome associated protein 23 (gene SNAP23). Gene Ontology annotation, molecular function: syntaxin binding; SNAP receptor activity. Gene Ontology annotation, cellular component: SNARE complex; plasma membrane. NCBI's taxonomy places the organism in Eukaryota, Metazoa, Chordata, Mammalia, Proboscidea, Elephantidae. The coding region runs from base 352 to 987 and encodes 211 amino acids. The record is from RefSeq and is a predicted model, not a curated record. Gene Ontology annotation, biological process: synaptic vesicle priming; exocytosis; synaptic vesicle fusion to presynaptic active zone membrane. The transcript is spliced from 8 exons.
CCCUCUUCAUCCUCCAGCUUUUGCGUGCAUGUGAGGUGAUUGAAAAUACCAUGGCUUGGGUCACUGGGAGCCCUGGUGGCCCAGUUGUUAAGAGCUACAGCUGCUAACCAAAAGAUCGGCAGCUUGAAUCCACCAACCACUCCUUGGAAACCCUAUGGGGCAGUUGUACCCUGUCCUAUAGGGUCGCUGUGAGUCAGAAUGGACUUGACGGCAAUGGUUCUGAAAGUAGAGGGACCACUUACUUUCCUACUGGAAAGAGCACUGCAGUAGAAGUCCUAAAACCUGAGUUUUAGGUUCACCUCUGAGUAUCCACGAUUCCUUUUCUGUGCUUGUCAGGAGUUUGGAUUCAUCAUGGAUAAUCUGUCACCAGAAGAGAUUCAGCUGAGGGCUCAGCAGGUUACUGAUGAGUCUCUGGAAAGUACAAGGAGAAUCCUGGGUUUAGCCAUUGAGUCUCAGGAUGCGGGAGUCAAGACCAUGGGGAUGUUGGCUGAACAAGGGGAACAACUAAAACGUGUAGAAGAAGGCAUGAACCAAAUAAAUGAAGACAUGAAAGAGGCAGAGAAGACUUUAACAGAACUCAACAAGUGCUGUGGCCUUUGUGUCUGCCCAUGUAACAGGACGAAGAACUUUGAGUCUAGUAAGGCCUAUAAGACAACAUGGGGAGAUGGCAGAGACAACUCAGAUAACAAUGUAGUAUCUAAGCAGCCAGGCCGGGUGACAAAUGGCCAACCUCAGCAAGCAGCCAAGGGAGCAGCCAGCGGUGGAUACAUUAAACGUAUAACUAAUGAUGCCAGAGAAGAUGAAAUGGAGGAGAACUUGACUCAGGUGGGCAGUAUCCUCGGAAAUCUAAAAAACAUGGCCCUGGACAUGGGCAAUGAGAUUGACGCUCAUAAUCGACAAAUAGAACGGAUCACAGAAAAGGCUGACACCAACAAAGAUCGUAUUGACAAUGCCAAUGCAAGAGCAAAGAAACUCAUUGACAGCUAAAGCUACUGCUGUACUUUAUCAUUUAUUUCCGUCUCUAGCUCCUCCCUCAGAGUCAUUACCUUUUCAGAGUUUUGGUCCCACACUUUUCUAAUUGGAAGAUAAUGUAAGAAGGGCAAGAGGAGUAAAAGCCCCCUUAUUCUUUUCUCUCUCCUUUGAGGCCACACUGUGCUGCCCAGCCUUCCUUCUGGUAUUUUUUCCUCAGUUCAUACUCUGAGGUUGAUUUUCAUACAUCACAUACAGUAUUGUUUUCAUCUUCCUUGCUUACUGUAGCAGGUUCUUUAGCCGUCAAGAUUUGCAAAGAUAGCCAUGAAGAAGGAAGCUGUAGAUUUGUUGGGGGAAAAGGGACAGAGACAAGGGGUUGUUACCUCAGUAAAAUCUGUAGGCUCCGAAGCAGAAAGUUACCUAGCCACAGUAAAGGUCUAGUUGUGUUUAGUUUUUAACUUAAGUUGCAGUUAUUGCCAGUUUAGGCUAAAGCUUGGCUUUGGAGAUUUUAUGCACAAUAUUUUUGUUACACAUCACAAAUUUACAAUCUCUACUCCUAAAAGAGGACUAGAAUUUUUCUUAAACUGCAUUUAAUUUCUGAACUGUUAGUGAUUAAUGUAUGUGCAUAGAUUCUAUGACCCCCUUUCAUAUUAUACCAUUCAGGAACACUUGGUAUAAACAAACAGCUUUUUAUUUUCAUAAUGUUAGUGGUAUCAUGGUCCCAUAUCAGGCCUAUAAUCUGUUAUUAGUCUUUGAAGAAAAAAAUAUAUAAAUACAUAUGUGUAACAUGAGAAAUUUCUCUCUAAGGCAGGGUUUAAAUUUUUUUGGAAAAGUUUGACAAAGUACAUCAAGUGAAUUCAGAUUUACCUCAAUGCCAAGAAUUAUGUUUAGAUAGGAAAAAAAGGAACUUAUUUUGAUCUCAGGUAGAAUAAUAGAUUGAGUUUUACAUAGCUUUAGACUAUUUUUUUUUUUUUAAUCUGAAACUUUGUUUAACUAAAAGUGGUUUGGAAAAUUAAUGCCUUUGGUUUAAUUAUUCAUGAUUAUGUCAUUCUCUUAGCCUUGUGUAUCGAACCAUAUCCAGAAUAUCAUGUUUAUUUAGAUCCUGAA